AUGAAAAGGAUAUCUGAAAAUCUGAGCAAAGAAGUCGAGAGAAGACGUGCAGAAGUUGCCGAACUAUUCGAGCAGCGAGAAAUCGAAAAUGAGAUGGAUGCAAAACUCAAAGAGGAGGAAGAAAACUUUGACGUUGCCUUAAAGCUAAUGACUGCCCAAAUGGAAGAAAUGUCCAAUCUCGCCCAAGAGCAAGAGAGGUUGAUGGUUGAAGCUGCCAACGAAGAAGCUGAGCGAUUGAAGGCUUUUCAAAAAAAAUCAGUGAGCUACAAACUUAAAGAUGAAAAGGAAAAUUUAAAAAAGAGUCAACCAUCAGAAAUAUCUGACUCUUUUGUAAACAUUGCCAACAUGGAAGCAGAACAACAAAAUGGUAGCUCUAACCCUUUGGCCGAGCCAAAUGCUUCGGUACUUGACAGUAUUAAUGCUGAAGAUGAAGAUGAAGAUGAAGAUGAAGCAGAAAAAUUGGAACUUAGCUUUGAAGAUACGGAUAGUGCCGACGAAAAGGAAACAUUAGAGGAAGAACAGGAGAAUUUUGAAGAUCAGGCCGAGCCAUUUCGAGAGCCAGUAAAUGAAACAUCAGAAGAUGAAGUAUCAAGGAAAGAAACAGAUUCCACCCAGCUCAAUGUUAAAGUGAAUCAUACUGCUGACAAUUUUAGUAGUGAGUCAGCUAACAAGGAUAUCGACAAUUCAGCGGAACGUUUUUCGGAUGAUUUAAUCAACGCAUCAGCUGAACAGCAGGACCACACUUCCACUUAUUCGGAACAUUACUCGAGCUACGCUGAUGAGGAAGGAGCUGAUUCCGGUAUAGUUCAGGAGCCAAUUGUCAGCGAAAAGCCCACAGAGGAGUUGAAUGGUGAAAAUUCGAUCGACUCUUCUGAAAAGACAUCGGAUAGGGAUUCCGAAAAAAGACAAGAAUCUCUCACCGAUUCAGCAGGUGACGGAGAAGUCAGUACAGCCUUAAAUUUCUCUAGUAGUAAUGAAAAGGAUGAAGGUGACAUUAAAUAUGACUUAAGUGAAAACACAGAGGAGUCAAUGCCUAAGAAGGUUGACAAUGAUGAACAAUUUGAGCUCGUUGACAAGGAUGGAACCACAAGUAAACUACCACAAACAGAUGAUCCAAGUGAGUUUGUUGGCCAGACUAAUGAUGGGUACGAAAGUGAAUCUGCUGUCAAAGAUGAACCCACUUUUGAAACUCAAAACAAACAAAAACCAAGUAAACUUACUUCAAUGUAUGCAGAGGUUAAUGAACAAGAUUUCGACUCCGAACCAAGUAGUAAAGUUGCUACAUCCUCCACUACAAAUCCGAAUAUCACGCUGGAGAAGUCUACUCACACCGAUCUUUCUUCUUCCAACGUAUCCACAAUUCCUACUAUGGAAAAUUCUCACACAUAUACCGAUUAUGUUUACAUCGAAACAUCGAUUGAUGCACAUACCGAUAUUGAGAAAACAAUAACAGCAAAUACCGAUGUAGUAUCCGACUCAGUUCUAGCUAUUCCAGAAUAUACCACUACUUCAACUGAGAUUGAGAAAAUGGAAGUGGGUAAAGUCUCUAAUUUCGAGGACGAUGAAGUUUAUUUCAGCAAGCACUAUGUUCCUAUGACUUUGCCGUUGCUUCAUGCACGUGGAAAGGUGACUUAUCCUGAUAACUUCGAGCUGCUUCCUCCACUUGGAAAAGAAAUGAAGAGACUGAUUUAUGACGUGUUUAUUGAUUUCGAUGUCCUCCACAAAAAUAUUAUUGCAAUGAAUGAGUACAUCUCUGAUCAGUCCAACAAUAGUUUGAUUUUCCACACACUUGAAAAAUCUUCCGGAUUUAGUAACUUCUGGAGAUUUUUCGAAGUUGAAACAGUUCUGCAAGGAGUUGAAAAACAAGCUAAGGUUUAUAGUGACUUGGCAAGACAUUAUGCUGGAUUGGGUAUAGAUAGCAGCGCCUUGAAACAGGAUUUAUUUACUAAAUUCAGAAAAUUGUCAGAGUAUCAGGAUUCAUUGAACAAGCUGGCCAAAAAAGAAUCUGAGUUUAAGCGAUCUUAUUUGAAUUCCAACAGACCGCUUACCUUUGAAAAUAUUAAAACCCGUCGUAACUUGAGGGAAAAAGUCAAGGUCCUUCAAGACAUUGAUAGAACUGUUCAAUCGGAGGUACUAAUUCUAAAAAGUCAAAUCUACCCUGAGCAAAUUGUUAAAGAUGAUAGAUUAAUAAAUUCGAUUAUUUCUUCCUUGCAAAGCAACUUGUAUAGUCAUGCUGACACAAUCACAUCCCUUUUUGACGGGAUGAAAGAAUUAAAGGAGGUUGAAGAAGGACCGAAGGCGAUAUCAUUUAAGGAGGAAGAGAUCAGAAACAUUAGCUUAUCUGAAAUCACCAAGGAACCAACAACCAGAAUGUCUAACAUGCUCACCAGAAUCAGUGCUCAGAAAUCUCUAGCUCAUAUUUUGAAGAAUAAGGCUAAUAAUAAUAGGUAUAUUUCGUUGUAG
Messenger RNA from Pichia membranifaciens NRRL Y-2026, 2463 nucleotides. RefSeq lists its product as hypothetical. NCBI's taxonomy places the organism in Eukaryota, Fungi, Ascomycota, Pichiomycetes, Pichiales, Pichiaceae. The transcript has a single exon. Bases 1 to 2463 code for a protein of 820 amino acids. The record is from RefSeq and is a predicted model, not a curated record.